UAUUUAUAUAACGACGUAUACCAAUAAGGGGUGAAGAUAUAAAGGAAGUCGACCUUUUAAACGAUUCAAACAGUCGCCAUGCUAAAACCCAGCUUAGUUGUGCGAUCUCUCAAGUUUCGCACUAGUAUCAAGUACCCUUCUUUAGUAUCCUAUAAUAAAUUGCCAUGGGAGCUCAUCAACCAUGAGACGCCCGCGCUCCACAUGUAUCUUGCCCCGCAUUAUCAGCAGUUGCUAACACUCGCAUCCCUUGUGCAAGUUCCCCACUUAGCCGCCAAGUCCCACCCUGUACUUGGGGAGCAUCAGAGACUUCAGAUGUUACCUGGGAUGGUGUAUUUUCUGCCCCAUGAUACGAUACCAGAGGGCUUUACACCGCACGACGUCGCAGACCCCACCGCCAUGCAGUACUACGGCACGCUUACUCACACCAUCGCCUCCAUUCUUCGCGUGCGCCUGCUCACGUCGGAUGACCUACGGUUGCUGUGUUUGGCUAUAACCUUUGAGGACUCCCUGCUCGACGUGGCCUCGUCAUCUACCCUAGAGCUUGUGGGUGCGGGAGGGAAGUCCAUCUUUACCUUCUACCAUUACUUUCGGCCGAACCGCCCCGCGACGGAGCUCACGCGGCCUCUUGAGAAGUACUAUCAGCACCGACCGCAGCUCACGAUGUUGGGGUCGUUUGCGGACGGGACGUCAUGGGAGCCGCGCCUUGCCACGCCUGAGCACACAAGGAAGCUUACACCACCCGUACCGUAUCGGCCCCCACGAAGUUAUCUCAUGGGUCUGGCUGAGCGCUUGGCGGUGGUUCCCGGUAGCUGCUUUGGACGACGGUCUUUGAUGUGGGGCCACUGGUUCUAAUGAAACGGGCUCCAUUUGGUCGAUAGGGCAUAUUCCAUCUUCACAUGCAAAGGUUUGUGCUUUGUUUGUUUGUUCAUUUCCUUUGGUGCACUCAGCGAUUGGGCGCUGGUAUUCCUUUCCUUUGGGGAUGGUGGAAUGACUCUAAACUGCAAAUGGCCGUCUAUUUCUGAUUUUGCGAAAUACGUCAGUUAUUGUAUCAGAAGCGCUUAAGGCUUCUAUGCGGACUCA
Molecule: messenger RNA, 1080 nt
Organism: Phytomonas sp. EM1
Lineage: Eukaryota; Euglenozoa; Kinetoplastea; Trypanosomatida; Trypanosomatidae
Source: the annotation of a GenBank genome assembly